Chelmon rostratus (copperband butterflyfish) is the source of this 1973-nucleotide messenger RNA. It is a transcript of the gene arg2, whose product is annotated as arginase 2. Bases 142 to 1191 code for a protein of 349 amino acids. The record is from RefSeq and is a predicted model, not a curated record. Lineage: Eukaryota; Metazoa; Chordata; Actinopteri; Chaetodontiformes; Chaetodontidae. Gene Ontology annotation, cellular component: mitochondrion; cytoplasm. Gene Ontology annotation, molecular function: arginase activity; manganese ion binding. The transcript is spliced from 8 exons.
ACCGGCCCCCUGCACCAACGCGGCCACAGUCAGCAUCCACCAGUGCAACAUCUCACAGAUCUUUCAUAAGACUUUUUCUGGUCGGCCGCUCGUGACGGGCUCAUUUGGACUGGGUCGAUUCUGAUUGUUCGAAGAGAGAAAAUGGCUUUGAGGGGACCUUUGUUCCGUCUUCUCAGAACUCAACUGGGCCACACUUGCCAACAAAGCAGAGCUCAGUCCGUGGCGGUGCUGGGCGCCCCGUUUUCAAGAGGACAGAAAAGAAGAGGAGUGGAACACGGUCCUAAAGUCAUCAGAGAUGCGGGGCUCAUCGACAGGCUCUCCGGUUUGGACUACUCCAUCCACGACUUUGGCGACCUCAACUUCAAGCACUUUGAGAAGGACGAAUCCUACAUGGAUGUGCGCUUCCCUCGCAAUGUGGGUGCAGCCAAUAAGAUGCUGGCUGGCGCGGUGAGCAGAGCUGUCGGCGCAGGACACACCCUCGUCAUGCUGGGAGGCGAUCACAGCCUUGCCAUUGGAUCAGUGGGAGGCCACGCCCAGCAGUGUCCUGACCUGUGUGUCAUCUGGGUUGAUGCUCACGCAGAUGUAAACACGCCCAUGACUUCUCCAUCAGGAAACCUCCAUGGCCAGCCCGUGGCAUUCCUGCUUAAAGAGCUGCAAGACAAGAUGCCAGAUAUCCCAGGGUUCUCCUGGAUGAAGCCAGUCCUGUCCUCGAGGGACCUGGUGUACAUCGGACUGCGGGACGUUGACCCCGGAGAGCACCACAUCCUGAAGAACCUGGGUAUCCAGUACUUCACCAUGAGGGAUAUCGACAGACUAGGCAUCCAACGGGUCAUGGAAGUCACUUUUGACCACCUUCUGGCAAGAAAACAGCGACCCAUCCACUUGAGCUUUGACAUCGAUGCAUUCGACCCGUCUCUGGCUCCAGCCACAGGAACGCCAGUGAACGGAGGUCUGACCUACAGGGAGGGAAUCUACAUCACAGAGGAAAUCCACAACACAGGUCUGCUGUCCGCCAUGGACAUGGUCGAAGUAAACCCCAUUCUGGGGGCCAACCGCGAAGCCAUGGAGGCCACCGCCUCUUUGGCGGUCGACGUCAUCGCGUCGUCUCUGGGACAGACAAGAGAGGGCGCUCACUCGUCCAUCGAUGAGAUUCCUCCUGUGAAGGACGACACAGAGCAGCUCCGCCUCUGAGAGCAUGAAGCAAAGUGACGGACUUUACCAACAUCAUCCCUGAGCAUUCCACAAACAGACUGAAUCUAAUCGCUAAUCGCUCCUUCCCACCUCUUUGCUGUUUAUUAUGUCACAGUGAAGACAAAAUUAUCUCUGGAUUCAUAAAGCCAUGAAAUGGCUUUACAGAUCUGAGGCCAGACACAUUAAUAAUAAUUCACAUUACUAAUGCUGAGACUAUAACUUUUGGCAUAAUUUAGAAACCACUACGUGUAACGAUGGGAAAACUCUUCAUUUUAACAGCUAAAUUUAUUUUUCUCCUGUAUUUAAUAAGUUAAGUGUUAGAAGACACAGCUGUCACAUAUUUAUUGUGAGUUUGGUUUAUAAGAGAAUGAACCUGCCGCAGAGGUAUGAUAAAUUGAGUUUGACUUAGUUUGCAGUCCACAGUCUAAUGUGGACUCUCCAAACUGUUUUGAGGCUGUGCCAGUUGCUAAAGAUGUGUUUGCACUUUCGAACUAGCCGUGGUUACUGUAUUUUAUUUAGAGGUUGCUUUUAUAUUUUCACAAUGAACCCCUGAGUACCUGUACUAGAAUUACUGAGCGAAUACAUAUUUACUGACGCCAGUAUUCAUUGGCUUGAAAAUUGAUAUCCAGCUUUGAUUCAAAUGCUGUUUUUUUUUGUUUUUUUUUUUUGCUUGAACUAUCUAAUUCUUGGUCCAUGUUUGACUUGACGUGGCCACUGGAUGACAAUUGUCCUUGUAACAAAGAGUUUAUAUUUUGGUCUUCCAUAAACGUGAUUACAUUUUU